This is a messenger RNA of Rhizopus microsporus ATCC 52813, 1057 nucleotides long. RefSeq names its product Pkinase-domain-containing protein. The record is from RefSeq and is a predicted model, not a curated record. Gene Ontology annotation, molecular function: protein kinase activity; ATP binding. Gene Ontology annotation, biological process: protein phosphorylation. The transcript is spliced from 7 exons. NCBI's taxonomy places the organism in Eukaryota, Fungi, Mucoromycota, Mucoromycetes, Mucorales, Rhizopodaceae. Bases 36 to 953 code for a protein of 305 amino acids.
UUUCUUCUUUUUUUUUUUCUUUUAUUUAUAAAAUCAUGUCUUCUCCUUCUGCUUCACAAAUAUACAAGAAAUUAAAAAAGGUCGGAAAGGGUGCUUAUGGCUCAGUCUACAAAGGGAUUAAUACACAAACCAAUAAAAUCAUUGCCAUCAAAGUACUUAAUCUAGAUACAGAAGAAGACGAUGUGGAUGACAUUCAACGAGAAAUCAGUUUAUUGUCACAACUAACACAUGCUCGUUCACAAAAUGUGACACCUUAUUAUGGCAGCUUUUUAGUCGGAACAAAGCUUUGGAUCAUUAUGGAUUACGCUGCUGGUGGUAGCGUCAGAACGAUCAUGAAAGCAGGCAACAUUGAAGAGAAAUAUAUUGCUGUUAUCAUCCGAGAAUUACUAUUGGCACUUUCUUAUUUGCAUAAAAAUCAAAUUAUACACCGAGAUAUCAAAGCUGCCAAUGUCCUCUUGACAGCAGAAGGAAAUGUGCAACUAUGUGAUUUUGGUGUAGCAGCAUCCAAUUCGUUUAGACAGAGUACAUUUGUAGGGACACCUUAUUGGAUGGCACCAGAAGUGAUCAGAGAUGGCACUUCUUACAACUACAAGGCCGAUAUUUGGUCUUUAGGAAUCACAGUGUAUGAGAUGGCAACGGGUAACCCACCUUUGGCUAAUGUGGAUCCAAUGCGUGCAAUAUCAAUCAUUCCAAAGUCAACACCUCCUAGGCUACCAGAUACAUUUUCACCAGCAAUCAAAGAAUUUGUUGAUUCAUGUCUAGCAGAAGACCCUAAUGAAAGGCUGAAUGCAGAUGAAUUGUUAAAAUCCAAGUUUAUAAAGAGUGUGAAUAAGGUACCUAGAUCUGCAUUGAGGGAUUUGAUUGCUAGAUAUGAAGUAUGGAAGAAGACGAAUGAUGCAAUCAAGAGAUGCAGUAUUAUUUCAAAUGAUAUUAGUGAAAGGUAUGGUCAUUAAACAGCAUAAAAACAGGCAUAUGCUCAAAUAGCUUUCCUUUUUUCUAAAGUGAAGAAGAAGAUGCAGAAUUUGAGAAAAUAGUCGAUAAUGAAUGGGAAUUUGAU